AUGGCCAAUCAUUCUGAGGGCUCACCGAAUCUUCCUCAUACCGAAGGCGGUCUAACGGAUGCAGAGUACUACUGGCGUGAUCACCAGCCAUGGCUCCAGGAAUGCGGUUACAUGCUUCGGCCCCGGUACAGGCCUGAUUGGGUGCCGUCCUGGCUAGGCACCAAGAAACUCUUCUCUCAGUGCGAAGAUGGUUAUGGGCUGAUACAUCCGUACGUGAACGACGCCACCCGGAUAUCGGAUGGUGCUCUAGUAUUACUCAAGCAGGUCUCUGUUAUUGUCCACCCUCAUGAGGUCUCCAUCGGACGAUACCUCUGUUCUGAUGAGCUACGUUCCGACCCAGACAACCACUGCGUGCCCCUACAUGACGUUCUCAAAGAUCCCUCUGAGGAGAACACCGUCAUACUCGUGAUGCCUUUGCUCAGGAAGUGCGACGACCCCGAGUUCGACACUAUUGGGGAAGUGGUCGACUUCAUCCGGCAGCUCGUUAAUGGGUUGAAGUUCAUGCAUGCACAUCACGUCGCCCAUCGGGAUAUAAUGCUGUCAAAUGUAAUGUUCGAUCCAAAACCAAUGUAUCCGGACAUGUACCACCCCCGUCGAAGAGAGAGGAAACGAGACUUUACCGGCAAGGCUAAGCAUUAUUCUCGUACGGAGAGUCCGGUCAAAUACUACUAUGUGGAUUUCGGUCUAUCACGCAAGUACGAAAGCGAAGACUAUCCGCCCCGGGAACUACCUAUCCUGGGUGGCGAUAAGAGCGUACCCGAGUUUCAAGGCAACGGUUACGACAAAGCCGUAGACCCCUUCCCGACAGACAUCUACUACCUAGGGAAUCUGAUACGAAUGGCGUUUAUACGGCACUACGAGAAUCUCAGUUUUCUACAUCCGCUCAUUGCAGACAUGGUGCAAAACGAACCAGAAAAGCGCCCCCUUAUCGAGGAGGUUGCUUCUCGAUUCAUGGAAGCCACGUCCGCACUCUCCCCAGGUGUUCUUCGUGACCGUCUCAGAGAGAGGAACGAAUCGACCGUCGUUCGCUUUUUUCGAGGCCUCGAACACUUCUAUCGGACGGCGAAAUACGUCGUCAAGCGAUUAUCCCCAGUGCCCACCCCUCCCGCAUAG
This is a messenger RNA of Postia placenta MAD-698-R-SB12, 1113 nucleotides long. RefSeq lists its product as hypothetical. Gene Ontology annotation, biological process: mitotic DNA damage checkpoint signaling; protein phosphorylation. Gene Ontology annotation, molecular function: protein serine/threonine kinase activity; ATP binding. The record is from RefSeq and is a predicted model, not a curated record. Gene Ontology annotation, cellular component: nucleus. Lineage: Eukaryota; Fungi; Basidiomycota; Agaricomycetes; Polyporales; Adustoporiaceae. The coding region runs from base 1 to 1113 and encodes 370 amino acids. The transcript is spliced from 5 exons.